GCGGCGUCGGAGUGGGCUGGGCCUGUGCGCUCCGGCGGCCGCAGGGCCGCGCUCACCGCGGACCCCACGGCUUCCCGGGCAUGAGUGGGGAUUCCUGCCGCGGCCCGCUCCCUUGUCCACCGCUGCGGCUUCUUCCCGACCGCGGGCCCUCUCCGGGAACAUGCCCCAGGCCGCCUACUGCUACGUGCGCGUCGUGGGCAAGGGCAGCUACGGGGAGGUGACCCUGGUGAAGCACCGGCGGGACGGCAAGCAGUAUGUCAUCAAAAAGCUGAACCUCCGAAAUGCCUCCAGCCGAGAGCGGCGAUCUGCAGAACAGGAAGCUCAGCUCUUGUCCCAGCUGAAGCACCCCAACAUUGUCACCUACAAAGAGUCGUGGGAGGGAGGAGAUGGUCUGCUCUACAUCGUCAUGGGCUUCUGUGAAGGAGGUGAUCUGUACCGGAAGCUCAAGGAACAGAAAGGGCAGCUUCUGCCAGAGAGCCAAGUUGUAGAGUGGUUUGUACAGAUCGCCAUGGCUUUGCAGUAUUUACAUGAGAAACACAUCCUUCAUCGAGACCUGAAAACUCAAAAUAUAUUCCUAACAAGGACAAACAUCAUCAAAGUGGGUGACCUAGGAAUUGCCCGAGUGUUAGAAAAUAAUGGCGACAUGGCGAACACUCUCAUUGGCACACCCUAUUACAUGAGCCCUGAAUUGUUCUCCAACAAACCUUACAACUAUAAGUCUGAUGUUUGGGCUUUGGGAUGCUGUGUCUAUGAAAUGACCACCCUGAAGCAUGCUUUCAAUGCAAAAGACAUGAAUUCUUUAGUUUAUCGGAUUAUUGAAGGAAAGCUACCACCGAUGCCAAGAGUUUAUAGCCCAGAGCUGGCAGAAUUGAUAAGAACAAUGCUGAGCAAAAGGCCUGAAGAAAGACCCUCUGUGAGGAGUAUCCUGAGACAGCCGUAUAUAAAACGCCAAAUCUCCUUAUUUUUGGAGGCCACCAAGGCAAAAACUUCCAAAAAUAACGUUAAGAAUGGUGAUUCUGAAGCCAAGCCUGUUGCCACAGUGAUUUCCAGAAAGGCAGAGUCAAAUGAUGAAAUAACCCACCCCCAACUGCGUUCUUCUAAGGACUCCGUAACAUAUGUGAUGGGUGAAGAUAAAUGUUUGUCCCAAGAGAAACCAAUGGCCAUUGAUUCUUUGAAAUCACCUGCUGAUCCGAAAGGCCACAUUUGUGAAACAGACAUAAGUAAUCCUGUAGAGUCAGUAGCCACAAUCAGCAGGGUAGAUAUUGACUUCUUACCUGCAGAAAGGGGAGACUCAAUGAAGGAUGGCAUAGCUCAGGAGAACCAACCGAGACCCUUGGACGCGUCCACUGAGCUGGAGAGUCAGUGCCGUGCUCUUCAGACAAAGGAGAACACAAAGUCCAGUGCUCAGCCUGAAAACCUGCUCCCCAUGUGGCCCUCUGGUGGUGGUGGAGAAGGGAGUGAACUAGCAAAGCCAUCGCAGCCCCUAAACAGAGACCAAAAUCCAGAGGCCCAGGAUGGAGUUGCUGGUGACUGUAUUAUAGAAAGACAGGGCAGCAUCCACCCAGGUUUGCAGCCACAUAGCCGUGGGUCUGAGCCUUCCUUAUCUCGACAGCGGCGACAGAGGAAAAGAGAACAGACAGUGCAUGGCGGAGGAAAGAGCCAGCCUCAGGAGUCACGUUCUCAGCAUUUGUCUUCUCAUCCCUCUGUUGGAAGUAUGGAUGUUGUAUCAACACAACAAAAUGCUGAAAACCAAAGUAGACCCGUCUCUGGUACUACAAGCCAUUCAAGGAGCAGUGAAAUGUCAUCAUCCAAGGAUCGACCACUAUCUGCCAGAGAGAGGAGGCGACUGAAGCAGUCACAGGAAGAGAUGGUCCCCUCAGCCCCUGCAAUGCCAAGAACUCCGAGUGCAGCAAGGCAAGGGAGACCACAGGAGGAAGGCCCGCCCACCCCUGCCCAGCAGCUCUCUUCUAACGGCAGUGUCACUCAGGAAAGGAAGCUGGUAUAUUGUCUGUCUGAGGAGGAAUUAAGUUCUUCUAUGAGCUCAACUGAUAAGUCAGAUGGGGAUUCAAGAGAAAGAAAAAGUUAUACAAAUGAAAUGAAUGACUUGGUACAAUUGAUGACUCAGACCCUUAAGCUGGAUUCUAAAGAGAGUUGCGAAGACCUUCCCAUGCCAAAGCCAAUAUCAGAGUUCAAACUUAAUCGGAAGUACAGAGACACACUGGUACUUCAUGGAAAAGUCAUAGAAGAGGCAGAGGAACUCCACUGUGAAAAGCUGCCGUCAGUUAUCAUACCAGGUUCUGAAAAAAUCCGGAGAAUAGUUGAAGUCUUGAGAGCUGAUGUAAUCCGAGGCCUGGGAGUUCAGCUUUUAGAGCAGGUGUAUAAUCUUUUGGAAGAGGAGGAUGAACUGAAGAGAGAGGCACGUUUACAGGAGCACAUGGGUGAAAAGUACACAACUUACAGUGUGAAAGCUCGCCAGUUGAAAUUUUUUGAAGAAAACGUGAAUUUUUGAGAAUUUGUUCUAACCUGCUGCCAGAACUAAAGACUUGUUUCAAACAUUUUUCACUUUAAAAAAUAUAACAACUAUUUCACUUGUUUAGAGGCCACUAAGCAUCUUUUGAUAUUUCUUGGGGUUUUUCCUCACUGGUAAAAAAUUGGACAGAAUAUGAAGUUAACAAAAGAAAGAAAACUUUGCAUAUCACAUUCUUUUAAGGAGGAAAAAUGUUACAUUUGUUUGGUUACUGUUUACUGAGCCUUAAACCAACUUUAUAUAUAGAAGUUUAUUUUUCUAAGGUAUUUACUAGUUUGAAAACAGGGUCACAAAACAUUGGAUUGGAAUUUUUAUAUUGUGCCCUAAAGGCAACCAGAGAAGCAAGCUACAUGUCCAGGGAUAAUACGUGUUGUUAAUAACCAUGGGGGGAAGUUGAUAUAUAUACAUGAAAUUUAUUUAUAGUCUCUAAACUCAGUUGACUAUCCUGGGAGUAGAUUUAAAGAAUAUGAAGUCCUGUAUAGUAUGUGAACAACUGUUUUCAUUUUUCACAUACUGAAGGACUUUUAAUGUCUUAUUUUCAUUUAAUAUGAACCUCGUUUAGGGAUAUACACAUUGAAUAUAGUGUUUUUACCUUUGUGAAUUGUAACAGUUUUUUAUUUUCAUUUAUUUAUUUAUUUGAGAGAGAGAGAAUGGGGGCAUCAGGGCCGCCAGUCACUGCAAACAAACUCCAAGUGCAUGCGCCACCUUGUGCAUCUGGCUUACAUGAGUCCUGGGGAAUUGAACCUGGGUCCUUUGGCUUUGCAGGCAAGUACCUUAACCGCUAAGCCAUCUCUCCUGCCCUGUAAGUUUUAUAUACUAGUUCAGUUUUUUUCCAUCAGCAAAAACAUCUGUUAAACAUUUUUUUCUAGUUAUGCAAGUAAAGUCCAGGUCCUUUCAGUUUUA
Molecule: messenger RNA, 3430 nt
Organism: Jaculus jaculus (lesser Egyptian jerboa)
Lineage: Eukaryota; Metazoa; Chordata; Mammalia; Rodentia; Dipodidae
Gene: Nek4
Product: NIMA related kinase 4
Exons: 15
Coding region: 161-2509 (782 amino acids)
Biological process (GO): protein phosphorylation
Molecular function (GO): ATP binding; protein kinase activity
Source: RefSeq, a predicted model, not a curated record